Molecule: messenger RNA, 432 nt
Organism: Trypanosoma rangeli
Lineage: Eukaryota; Euglenozoa; Kinetoplastea; Trypanosomatida; Trypanosomatidae
Exons: 1
Coding region: 1-432 (143 amino acids)
Source: RefSeq, a predicted model, not a curated record
AUGUCUAAACUGAAGUUAGAAAUGUUUCUUUCAAGAGAGGAGGCUUGCCUGGCGCGGCGACGACAGAAAUUGGGGGAGGUCGAGCGAGAACUCCUCGAGAAGCGCCAAGAGGAGUGCACAUUUGUUCCCCGCAUUAACAAACGGAGCGUGGAGAUAUUUGAGGGGUCGCAGCAACGCUACAACAGUUUGUCACCGCCACUUGAGGCGACGCAUCUGGAGGCCGCCAAUACGACACCGUUAGCGGAAGGCACAGAAAUGUACGAAGGGAAUUAUCUCUUGAGGGAGGUUGUGUCGCCGCUUCCGUAUAACAACAGUUUGGCAUCCGCGUCUCCUUUGGCUAAGCUAGAUGAUGACUGUUCCCGGCUUAUAAGUGAAUUUGAGCACAAAAUGAAGGAACUUUUAAAUGAGUGGCGAAGUCUUGAGCGUGUAUGA